AUGGCUUCUCCUUGUCGAAUUAUACUACGCGUGGCCCCGUCCAAGCUGGUCGCGCCGUUCCGCGUCCCAGUCUCUCGGUACCGUCCAACGGCCUUCAAGCCUGCACAGGUGCCUCAUCGUCCUUGGACGGCCUACUCGACAGCCGCCGCACCCGUCGCCACGGACGCCAACAACCCCUCGUCGGUUGAGAUCGAUGGCCGGACCUACACGCAAGACAGCUGGUACAAUGUUCCCACCAACGUGAUCGGCGCAGCGACCCGCAAGCUGCACCUGCAAAAAGACCACCCCGUGUCCAUCACGCGGCAGAUCAUCGAGUCCGUGUUCCCCGCGCCGACGUACAGAUACUACAACAACUUUCACCCCGUCGUCUCUGUCCAAGAGAACUUCGACUCCCUGGGCUUCCCGCCGGACCACCCAGGUCGCGCCCGCUCAGAUACCUACUACGUGAACGAGUCGACCCUGCUGCGAACCCACACGAGCGCGCACGAGGCAGCCAUCUUCAAGGCGAACGAGAGCGAUGGCUACCUCAUCAGCGCCGACGUCUACCGCCGCGACGAGGUCGACCGGAGCCACUACCCCGUCUUCCACCAGAUGGAGGGUGCGCGGCUGUGGGACAGGUCCAAGGUCCCCGGCGGCGACGUGGCAGCGGCGGUGUGGGCCGACCUGGACAAGCUGCCCAAGCACAGCAUCAAGGUGGAAGACCCCAACCCGCCCUUCCACGCGGAGCGCAACCCCCUGCAGGCCGGGCACCACUCACCGGAGGAGGCGGAGGCCAUCGCGGCGCACCUGAAACGGAGCCUAGAGCUGAUGGUCGUGGAGAUAUUCACGCGCGCGAAGAAGGCGGCGGCCGCGGCGGACCCGGACUACAAGGACGAGCCGCUGCGGGUGCGGUGGGUCGAGGCCUACUUCCCCUUCACAAGCCCCAGCUGGGAGCUCGAGGUGUACUACGCUGGCGACUGGCUCGAGGUGCUCGGGUGCGGUGUCACGCAGCAGAGCAUGUACGUCAAUGCUGGGCAGCCGCAGCAGCUGGGCUGGGCCUUCGGCAUCGGCCUGGAGCGCAUCGCGAUGCUGCUGUUCAACAUCCCGGACAUCCGGCUGUUCUGGUCGCGGGACCAGCGCUUCCUGGGCCAGUUCGCGGGGGUGUCCGACAACCUGGACCUGGUGCGGCGGUUUGUGCCCUUCUCGAGGCACCCAGAGUGCUACAAGGACGUCUCGUUCUGGCUGCGGUCGAGCUCCGCGGCCGGCGGGAACACGAGGGCCAACGCGCACGACUUCCACGAGAACGACCUCAUGGAGGUGGUCCGCGGCGUGGGCGGCGACGUGGUCGAGGACGUCAAGCUCGUGGACGAGUUCACGCACCCCAGGACGGGGAGGAAGAGCAUGUGCUACCGCAUCAACUACCGCAGCCUCGAGAGGACCCUGACCAACGCCGAGACGAACAAGAUGCACGACGAGGUCACCGAGGCGCUGGUGGAGAAGCUCGGUGUUGAGAUCAGGUAG
Molecule: messenger RNA, 1500 nt
Organism: Diaporthe citri
Lineage: Eukaryota; Fungi; Ascomycota; Sordariomycetes; Diaporthales; Diaporthaceae
Exons: 2
Coding region: 1-1500 (499 amino acids)
Biological process (GO): phenylalanyl-tRNA aminoacylation
Cellular component (GO): mitochondrion; cytoplasm
Molecular function (GO): tRNA binding; ATP binding; phenylalanine-tRNA ligase activity
Source: RefSeq, a predicted model, not a curated record